UCAGACCACAGUUAUCCCCCCUAAGUUUUACCAUGAACCGGAAGGAAAAUAGGAGAAUAUAGUACCCAGUUGAAAUGGGCUGUUCAGCCUGUGGCAAUUUUUUUGGAGUGACUUGUGAUAGCUUAAAUGAAAGAUAAGACAUUGUAGUUUGCUGUCAAUUUUUUGUAAGCCCCAAUCUGUGAAGGUAUUGAUUCCAGCUUCCCAUGAUUUGACCCCAAGUUGAAGGCCGCUGUGUGUGUUUCGGCUCGAAACUUCCGGUGAGCAUUGUUGACAGUGGUUACUGCGAAAGCAAGGUGGUGGAUCCUGGACGUAAGUUUGCGUUUUAAGUGACAAGUGGCAGGUUGGUCAGCAUGCAACAGGAGAACAGCCUACGACUGAUAAUAAUUAUGGUGGGCUGUCAUGUCACUGUAGAUAGCAAAGAAGGAAAUUAAUUGUGGUCUGAGGCCUGAUAUGGUGAGGCUAGUGCAUAUGUUUGAUUGACUAUAUCUCUAUUAUUAUGCAAGAUUUUGACUUGAAACUUGGCACAUAUAUUCACAGUAAGUGUUGAAAUCUGUGUACAUGUGUAUUCAGGUUGAAAUAUUUUUUAAUUUUUUUUAAUGAUUUUGUGUACUUUUUCGAACGUGCGAUUUUAUGCAUGUUGUUGAAAUGAGUGAAUGCCAGCAUCAUAAUAAGUCAUAUGAGUUCCAAUAUGGUAGAAUCAUGUAUCACUACACCUGUCGUGCCUCGUUUGCACUUGGACACUUUUAAUAUGGCCAACAUCAAUGCCUUUUUUAAGAAAUACAGAGAGUUAUUUGCUCGGCAUUCAGCCAAAACUGACCAACACGGCACCUGUCAAAACGGCCAAUGUCAGCUGUGGUCUAGGGCAUGUAAGCCCAGUGGAUAUGGGGUUUUGAGAUACUAUUGCCCCAUAUCCAACAAGUGGCGCACCAUAAAUGCCCAUAGACUCAGCUACAUUGUGCAUAGGGAAGAUUUCGACAUAGGUGAUUUGGACAUCAGCCAUUUGUGCCAUAAUUCCAAAUGCACCUAUGUCGAACAUCUUUCUGCUGAGCCUCAUAGCAUUAAUGCAGAAAGAGUAGCCUGUGUGAACAGGGGUGCAUGCAAAGGCCAUGCGCCAUAUGCAGAUUGCCUUUUGGCUUUGAAGCUAUGAAAAGAGACAACAACAAGCAAACCGAGGAACAUGGACCGCUGCCACCAGCUGUUUGUUACACCGCCUCGACACACAACAGAGUACCGGGCACACCUGGAGCAGUCGCCGCUGUAGCACUUGAGGGUUGCUUCGAGCACUCUAGGUUUUGCUUGCUGGCCGGAGUAGGCCGCAACAGCCUCACAGAGGUAGAGAUGCCCUCACAGUCAGGUGUCGACAGCCCAGUGCCAUCCAGCCUAGACUUGGUAACCAGUGAGAAGUCUUCAGCACUCAUCCUAGUGACAGUCCUGGGUAUCUGGGGUGGAGAGUCACUUUCUGUCUCUUCAGACUCAAGGCCGAGGAACAUGGACCGCUGCCACCAGCUGUUUGUUACACCGCCUCGACACACAACAGAGUACCGGGCACACCUGGAGCAGUCGCCGCUGUAGCACUUGAGGGUUGCUUCGAGCACUCUAGGUUUUGCUUGCUGGCCGGAGUAGGCCGCAACAGCCUCACAGAGGUAGAGAUGCCCUCACAGUCAGGUGUCGACAGCCCAGUGCCAUCCAGCCUAGACUUGGUAACCAGUGAGAAGUCUUCAGCACUCAUCCUAGUGACAGUCCUGGGUAUCUGGGGUGGAGAGUCACUUUCUGUCUCUUCAGACUCAAGGGUGAGACCUUUGUUCCAGGGAGUGUGGCCCUUGCUGAACUGUGACUUGAUUCUCUUGCGAUCGCCUUUCAUUGUGAUUGUCUCGGACAGAACUAAUGAGCUCUGAGCACAAGAUGUACCUAUAUACCCCAUGACUGUGUAAUGUCAAUGGCAAUGACAAGCGUGUAAAUGUAUUAGAAACUCUCAAGACAUACAUAUGUCUUGUGCCAGCAGUCCAAAUUGCAGUUGAGCUGUACACGCAGUUUGACACCUUGGCGUGUAUUGGCCGAGUGUCAGCUGAGAGUGGUCACACCUGGUGACUCGCUGCACUUGAUUGGCUGUACACAGCUACCUGUCCCACCAAUCAUUUUAAUGAGUAAAGACAGGGCUUUCAUGUGAAUAAAAAUUUAACAGUU
Messenger RNA from Haliotis rufescens (red abalone), 2184 nucleotides. RefSeq lists its product as uncharacterized. The record is from RefSeq and is a predicted model, not a curated record. Lineage: Eukaryota; Metazoa; Mollusca; Gastropoda; Lepetellida; Haliotidae. The transcript has 5 exons. Bases 1096 to 1572 code for a protein of 158 amino acids.